Podospora bellae-mahoneyi is the source of this 2739-nucleotide messenger RNA. RefSeq lists its product as uncharacterized. Gene Ontology annotation, molecular function: misfolded protein binding; protein-folding chaperone binding. The record is from RefSeq and is a predicted model, not a curated record. The transcript has 2 exons. Bases 389 to 1501 code for a protein of 370 amino acids. Gene Ontology annotation, cellular component: endoplasmic reticulum. Lineage: Eukaryota; Fungi; Ascomycota; Sordariomycetes; Sordariales; Podosporaceae.
GCGUUUCAUAGCCGGCUCACCUCUAAGAGUUGGCCGGUGAGCUUUUGGCUCUUUCUUCCCCAUCCCAAUUGUUGAGCUUUUACUUCGAGAUUUGGUGAUUUCUCCUGUCCGUUGUUUUGAUUCAUAUUGAGCUGCCUGCCGGCCAUGUGGCAACCUUGAUGGCCAGGGUGGUCCGUGCUCCACACUUCCAAUUGCAGCCAGCUUGCAGAAGCUCUUUUGUAACGCGACAUCAUUUCGAGGGUUGGGUCGCAUUCCAUUCACUUCUCCCGCAAUACCACCAAACACUUUUGUUUGCGCAGAUGAAAGAUUAUGACACGGUAGCAGCAUUUCUUUCACAUUUAUUCCUACCGCCUGAAUUGCUCUCUGGCAUUGCUACCACCACCUAACCAUGUCCGGCUUUCUCUCUUUGAUAGCAUGGAGCUUCCUCCCCAACCUGGUAACAGGCUGGACGCAAACAAUCCUCUACAGCAUCCUCAUCCGCGCCGGCGACCCCCACCCCACGCCGGGAACCCCCCGAUGGGCCGAACACCGUCGCAAAAUCCACAUUGCCGUCGUCACGGUUUAUUUGUUGUAUACCAUCUACGAAGCCGAUCAUGACAUACAAUCCACCCCCUCAUUUUACUCCUCCCUUGGAGUCCCCUUGACAGCCACAGAGAAGGAGAUCAAAUCCCGCUUCCGGAGACUGGCGGCGCACUUCCAUCCAGACAAGAUCAAAGACAGCAAGAUCGCUGCCGACGAUGCGAAUACCUACUUUGUGCACCUGCAGCUGGCGCAGGAUACGUUGACGAACGGGGCCAAGAGGUUUGCUUACGAUCGGUUUGGGCCGGAGGCGGUGACGGGGUGGCAGCAUUGCAGCAGCGUGGCAGAUUAUGUGUACAGGGGCUUCAAGGGGAUCGUGCCGUACUACACGCUGGCGGCGCUGUCGAUGUACGGGUUUGGGUUGCUGGGGUAUCUGGACUGGGGAAAGUUUGAGAGGUGGUUGGUGCUGGCGCUGCUGUUUUUGUUUGAGAGCCAUGCCGUCACGAGACCGUACCCGCCGGUUUUGCUGACAAUGUUUAUUAACCCUUUUGUUACUUGGUUUCCUGGCCGGCAGCCGUAUUUGCAGUUUCAGGCGAUUACGCUGGCCAAGAAGUUGGCGUUGACGCUGUAUCUGGCCUUUUCGCAGAUUGGUCCGUUGCUGACGGCUGAUACGACGAGUGGGAACAUUGUUGUGGGAAGGGGUGGGACGGGGACGGGGAAUGAGGAGCAGGAGUUGAGGAAGGGGCUUGAGAGGUUGGAGGGGACGGUCAGGAGGUUGGAUACGGAUGCGACGAAUUUGUUGCAGUUGGAACUGGCGCCGUUUGCGGGGGAUGAGAAGGGGAUGGGGGAGGUGUGGAGGCGGGUGAGGGAGUGGUUGGUGCAUAAUACUAUUAGGAGUGAUCCGAUGGUGAGGGAUGCUAUGGGACGGAGUUUGGCGAGGAGGAGGACGGGGGCGCCGGUUGGGGCCAGGGGGACGAGGUAGAGGGUGUACGGUGACAAGGGGAAUGGAGUUUUGGGUUUGGGUUUGGGUUUGGGUUUAGAUGAGUUUCAAUGAGAGCGUUGAUUUUUUAUGAACUAUUUGGGGGCGGAAGAGGGUUUGAUAUUUGUUGAGUGUAUGUGAUCUAAGAGCUCUAUUCGAGCCAGCUAUCACCCCUCAAGACAUCCUCCCAGGUUUGGUCAUCUCCCCGGACAAAUUCUUUGCUGUCAACAACGUCCUUGGCGCCAAAGUUGCCGUAGAGAUGGGGGCAGCCGUUGGUGCCGGGGACUUCGUCCCAUUUUACGCUUUCUUGGGGGAAGUUGGAGAGGCGGAGUUUGAGGAUGUGGAAGGACUUGAAUGAGGUGAAGAAGAGGGAGGAGGUGAUGGGGACCUUGGGGGCUGUGUUAGCACAGCAGAAAGAUUAUGUCAUGUUGAGGGGAAGGGGAUAUGUACGUCAAAUGGAUAUGAUUGACACAAGUAAGAGGUGGUGGUAAGGUGAGGAGGCGAGGAACUAGGACAAAACGGGCACUAGAUAAACACUGACCUGCCGUGCGGUGCUCAGGUGCACGAACCCGUCUUGCCGGUCGAGAUCCGAGAGCGGAUAAAAAUCGGGGAUCGGGGAGGGCGGGGCGGAGGGGAUGAUCUUGUAGACGUAGGUUGGGAGGGGGGAGGGGGGGGAUUGGCCGCUCAUUUUGCUGCGUUGGGGGGUUUGUUACUGUUGUAGGGCUGAAUGGAUGUUGAGAAUAAGGGUCUGAAUUGUUCGGUUGUGUUUGAGUGAGACUAAAAGUGAGGUGGUGAAGUCAGGUUGAGGGGUGAUGAGAUAAGCAGAUGCUGGUGGUAAGCUGCAAGAAUGGUGACAGGUGAGCUGGGUCCACUUUAUUACACGUGGGAGAGGUUCAUGAAGUCUGGACUUCUCUUCAAAAGUACCUUAGCCAUGAAGUUUGAGUUCAAGAUUUUAAAAUGGCCCUGAAGGGAAGGUAUCUUUAGAAGUGUGGCUCAUUUGAUCUUGUGAUGGUCGAAGGCAACCCUAUGCCUCAAAGCCAAAGCUGCAAUUCAUCAUCGACCAAGCAUAGAACCAAAGAAGGUAGCAUAACCUCACCACAAUCCUGCCUAUUUUCAUGCGUCCCCCAACCCUGCAACGGUGAUCUUCCCACCUUGCAUAUGUACGUGUUGUCCGCACGAUCAACUCAGGGGGUUCCCUUUGCCCCGGAAAAUCCCAUCCGUCUUCGUUUCUGAAGAUUCAC